AUGUCGGUGGGCUGGGAAUGGCCAACCAAAGUUCACCUGAUGAAUCAGGGCUGGAGGAUGUCGGUGGCUCUGGAUCAACUGUUGGCUUUGAAUCCUGACAAGCCUGCAGCUCAUUUGCCUGCUGCUGAUGCCAACGUUGGUGCAGAUGAGAGCUAUGAUGAAAGAGGAUGCCAGUGUGAUGUAUCCAUAGAAGAUCUCACCCCACCACUUAAAACAGUUAUUCGAGCAAUCAGAAUCAUGAAAUUUCAUGUUGCCAAAAGAAAGUUUAAAGAAACCUUGCGCCCCUAUGAUGUUAAAGAUGUCAUUGAACAGUAUUCAGCUGGUCAUCUGGAUAUGCUGUGCAGAAUUAAAAGCCUUCAGUCACGGGUUGACCAAAUUCUUGGAAGAGGGCAAAUAGCAUCUGAUAAGAGAAAUCGAGAGAAGAAUACAGUAGAGAAUGAAACAGCUGAUGACCUCAGUAUGCUAGGACGUGUAGUCAAAGUGGAAAAACAGGUCCAAUCCAUAGAGUCAAAAUUGGACUCACUGCUAGAUAUCUACCAACAAGUCUUGAAGAAAGGAUCUGUAUCUGCACUGACUUUGGCUUCAUUUCAAAUGCCACCUUUUGAAUGUGACCAGACUUCUGAUUAUCAAAGUCCUGUAGAUAGCAAAGAUUUGACUAAUUCUGCCCAGACCAGUGGAUGUGUAUCCAGAUCAGCCAGUGUCAACAUGCCAUGUGGCCUACAGUUUAUACUGACACCAAAUGAAUUUAGCCCUCAAGCUUACUAUGCUUUUAGUCCAACUAUGCAUAGUCAAGCCACACAGGUGCCAAAUGAUGGACCUGCAACACUAUCACCUAACAAUGCACUAAACCAAAUAAAUCAGACAUCUAAGCCAACAGCACCUACAACGUUACAGAUACCCCCCUUUUCAUCAGUAAAGCAUUUCAAUAGAUUGGAACCUAUUCAUAUUAUUCCUUUGAGCACACAGGAGAAUACUUCUGAUGUCACCGCUUGCCUUGUUGCUUCAAAGGAUAAUGGAAAAGUUGCACAGUCCAAUGUGACAAAGGAUCUUUCGUGGGGGAAAAGUCUUGAUACUGAAGGGGAACCCCUGGUCUCAGUGAAACCAGUAAUGCAAAUGGAUUUAGGGAAAUCGCUAUCUGUACAAAAUCUUAUACAGUCAGCAGCAGAAGAACUGAAUAUACAGAUUUCUGGUAGUGACACAAGUAGCUCAAGAAGUAGCCAAGAAUUAUACAGCAAAUGGAGGGAAUCAAAAUUAUUUAUAACUGAUGAAGAUUUGGAAGCAGAGAGAGAAACAGAGACUUUUGAAACCAUUUCCCACCCAUUAGUGGAAACAACUCUCUCUACCGACUCUCUGAGGACUGGAAUGUCAAGAUCAUCUCAAAGCAUUUGCAAACCAGGAGAUGGUACAGAUGCUCUCAACCUGCCUCAUGUCAAACUUAAAUAG
Gekko japonicus is the source of this 1443-nucleotide messenger RNA. It is a transcript of the gene KCNQ5, whose product is annotated as potassium channel, voltage gated KQT-like subfamily Q, member 5. Gene Ontology annotation, molecular function: voltage-gated potassium channel activity. The record is from RefSeq and is a predicted model, not a curated record. NCBI's taxonomy places the organism in Eukaryota, Metazoa, Chordata, Lepidosauria, Squamata, Gekkonidae. Bases 1 to 1443 code for a protein of 480 amino acids. The transcript is spliced from 5 exons. Gene Ontology annotation, biological process: potassium ion transport. Gene Ontology annotation, cellular component: membrane.